ACAAGCUGUGGGCAGAGCCGGCCCCGCAGAGGGAAUCUGAUCCACAGCUGAACAAAUCCCGGCGCCGAUGGAAAGACUGGUCAGUUCCGACAGCCUGGCCGCCAAGAAGCCGCCGCGCUUGGCCCCUGGCUCCGGGCAGGCGAGCGUGGAUUCACAGGACAGCCCUGCAGGGUCUCAUGUUGAAUGGUGUAAACAGCUUAUUGCUGCUACUAUCUCAACCCAACAUUCAACUGCUGCAGUGCCCGAAACCAUCUCCAAGGAUUAUAGGGAGAUUCAGGAUGGACGCAAUGGGUCCUGUCAUUCUGACCCUGACCUGGGUGUACUCCCCUUGGUCCUAAGGGAUGGAAAUAAGCUGGCUCAAAUGGAGGAGGCUCCACUCUUUCCAGGGGAAGCUAUCAAAGCAAUUGCCAAAGACGUCACGUACAUUUGUCCUUUUAUUGGAGCCAUCAGUGGGACACUUACUUUGACUGACUACAAAUUGUACUUCAAAAGUGUGGAGCGGGAUCCCCCUUUCACACUUGAUGUUCCACUUGGGGUCGUGAGCCGUGUUGAAAAAAUUGCUGGUGUUCAAGGUCACGGAACAAGUUCCUGCGGUCUGGAGAUAGUGUGCAAGGAUAUGAGAAAUCUACGGUUUGCUUACAAGCAGGAAGAACAUGGCAAACUGGAGAUCUUUGAGAACCUAACCCAAUAUGCCUUUCCUGUCUCGAAAAACUUGCCACUUUUUGCAAUGAAGUAUAAGGAGAACUUCCCCGUGCAGGGAUGGAAGGUGUACGACCCAAUUGCAGAAUAUAAAAGACAGGGUCUGCCAAAUGAAAGUUGGACAAUAUCUAAACUCAACAGCAACUACGAGCUCUGUGACACCUACCCGGCAAUUGUGGUGGUGCCAACCAACGUCAAGGACGAUGACCUUUGCAAAGUGGUAGCGUUUCGGACCAGUGGCCGAUUCCCAGUUUUGUCAUGGAUCCAUCCAGAAACACAAGCAACGAUUACCAGAUGCAGCCAGCCAAUGGUCGGACCCAAUGACAAGCGAUGCAAGGAGGACGAGAAGUACUUACAGACCAUCAUGGAUGCCAAUGCUCAGUCUCACAAGUUAACCAUCUUUGACGCCCGACAAAACAGUGUUGCAGAUGCCAAUAAGGUCAAAGGCGGAGGCUACGAGAGUGAAAGUGCCUAUUCAAAUGCUGAGCUCGUUUUCUUGGAAAUCCAUAAUAUCCAUGUCAUAAGGGAAUCUCUGAGGAAACUGAAGGACAUUGUUUACCCAGUCAUAGAUGAAUCCAAGUGGCUGUCAAAUAUUGAUUUGACUCAUUGGUUAGAAUACAUACGGAUCCUGUUAGCUGGAGCAGUUCGUAUCGCCGACAAGGUUGAAUCAGCAAAGACUUCGGUUGUGGUCCACUGCAGCGAUGGCUGGGAUCGGACUUCACAGCUUACGUCUCUCAGCAUGCUGAUCCUCGAUAGCUACUACCGAACCAUCAAGGGAUUUGAAGUGCUGCUGGAGAAGGAAUGGCUCAGUUUUGGACACAGAUUUGCAGUUAGAGUAGGACAUGGGGAUGAGAACCACGCUGCUGCUGAUCGAUCGCCUAUCUUCCUUCAGUUCAUCGACUGCGUGUGGCAGAUGACGAGACAGUUUCCAGCAGCCUUUGAAUUUAAUGAGCUCUUCCUGCUGACCAUCCUGGACCAUCUGUACAGCUGCCUGUUUGGGACAUUCCUUUAUAACUGUGAGCAACAGAGAGUGAAGGAGGAAGUGCAGACAAAGACCGUCUCCCUUUGGUCCUACAUAAACAGUCAGUUGGAGGAGUUCACCAACCCAUUUUAUGUGAAUUAUGAAAAUCAUGUGCUUUACCCGGUAACCAGUUUACGGCACUUGGAGCUGUGGGUAAACUAUUAUGUCAGGUGGAACCCAAGGAUGAGACCUCAGGUUCCGAUUCACCAGAAUUGUAAGGAGCUUCUAGGCAUCCGGGCAGAGCUCCAGAAGAAGGUGGAGGAGCUUCAGCGCGAGGUCAGCAAUCUGGCGAUAUCAUCUUCCUCUGAGAGAGCUUCUCCCACGCAUUCGGUGUCUCCUGUGCAGACAACCGUCUGAAACACCUUCCUCUUCUUCACCGUGGUCAGUUGGCACUCAGUUGUUAGCGUUAACCACUGGCAAUUGUGCAACAUUUACUUGAAAGCUGUAAAUACAGAUUCUGUUUUUGUAUGAGUGUGUUUGUGUGUGCAAUACUUUGCUGCAUAUCUUUGUGUUUUGUAAACCUCUGUGUGGAUGGCCCUGGUACAUUACCACUUCAUCCAAAAGCCAAGACCUUCUCCACAAAGGUAACUUAAGUGCCACUGUACAGUCCAGCCUAAACUCUUGGCAAAUUUUGGCCAGUAACGUCUCAAGUGCUUGGGGUGGGAGAAUAUAUCUGUGGUCGAGGCACCACAGUGCCGAGCUUCUUCAGGAACGAGCAGUGGAGGAGACAGCUGUGUCUUUUAAGCUCCCCAGCCCCCUACCAACACAUGCCGAUGUUGGUUUCCUGACACGAACCCCGACUCAUGAAUUGUAUUGCAAUUCACAAAAGAGUUCCACUUUUUUUUUGGGAUAGGUAACUUUACUAUUAAUAUUUUAAUGACCUUAAUAAAAUGUAUAUAUUUUUAUAUAGUGCCCAUAGAUUUUUCCAUCAUUAAUCUCAUUAUUGCAAAUAAAUUCACCUUACAAGGAUUAAUAAAGGCAAUGCAUUCACUAUGUAAGAUGUAGCCUUUAUAACCUUGGCUGUAAUAUUUGCUCUCACCCAUGGCUUAAAUGUUAAGACAAGUAUAUAGUUCAACAUCAAUUUGCCAGAACAUCAUUGCCCAUUACUUAAGUGAGGAUUUGUUUGUAGGUUGUUGUAUGCCAUUCACUGCUUAACUUUGAGGUACUAGAACAAGAAUUUGAAUGCUGAAGUCUGUCAAGACUGCUGCAACAUCCAUCAUUGGAGCUUUGAAUUAUUUGAAAUUGAAGAUCACAGCAAUUUUACACAAAAUAGUUUGCAAAAAAUCAGAGGAUGGAUUGAAACCAGCAAAAAGCCCUUUGUACCGGUCUUUGGUACCAACACUUACAACUGACACAGAAUUUGUGCAAAAGAUUAGCAUUUUUUUUAUUACUUCAUUUGUUAAAUAAUUGCAUUGUUCAGUAAAUGUGUUUCAUUUUCACAA
This is a messenger RNA of Pristis pectinata (smalltooth sawfish), 3162 nucleotides long. RefSeq names its product myotubularin related protein 1b (gene mtmr1b). NCBI's taxonomy places the organism in Eukaryota, Metazoa, Chordata, Chondrichthyes, Rhinopristiformes, Pristidae. Bases 68 to 2077 code for a protein of 669 amino acids. The record is from RefSeq and is a predicted model, not a curated record. Gene Ontology annotation, biological process: dephosphorylation. Gene Ontology annotation, molecular function: phosphatidylinositol-3,5-bisphosphate 3-phosphatase activity. The transcript has 16 exons.